GCGCACCUCUUGUCUCUGACAACCUCGAUCUAGGUUCUUCGCCUCGCGGGUGCACAAACGUUCGUUCCCAGCGUUCGUCUCGUCUUCAACCCCACACGUCUGACUGGCCGGGAUAGUGACCCGCGGACGUAAGCCCUUCAGCCUCGCUGCCAUCGGCAUGUAUUUCAUCGGCCUCUUUGCCUUCCUCCAAGUCGGCGCCGGGAUCGCCCAGGUCAUCGUCUCACACCAAGUCCGGUUCUACGCGAACCUUGACUCGACCAAGGCCAUCACGACGUUGCAAGGCGCCGCCUCGCUCGCCUGCGAUCUGCUGAUCACGGUCUAUCUCUGCAUUUUCUUGAAGCACCAGAAGACCGGGGUAUCGAAUACCUAGUUAUAUACCGGUUCACCGCAGCUACGACGCGAUCAACCGUGGGACGCUCACUUCGCUCGCCUCGGCCGCGACUAUCAUUCUUUUCCUAGCUGUUCCCGACACGUUCUGGUUCUUCCUCGGGCUCGCUCCGAGCAGCAAAUUGUACAUGAACAGCAUGCUCGCUACCCUCAACACCCGCAGCCGCCUGCGCGACCAGAUGACCUCGCAAGACAAGGGGUGGAACUCGAUCAGCAUGGACACGGUCGGCUCGAGCGCCCGCAAGCGGCUGCAAGUGCAGGUCACCGUGGAUCAUGACUCUGAUGCGCAGUUCCACAAGAAGAGCCAGGAUCUUGGGAACUUCAACCCGAGCGAAGUGACCGCGGUUUGAAUGCUCAGAAAUAGCCCGUGAUUGCAUUAUCCCCCCGUGCCAAAAAAAACAAGUUCUCGUACAUACCAUAUACUGUCUCUCCUUUGAUUGUUGCACCGAAACUGUCGCUAGUUCGAAUAUCUUGAAUUUCUUACUGUCGAACGUCGAUUUUGUGCUUGGACUUCUGUGCGGCCGAUGUAUAUAUAACACCAAGUCGUAGCGAUCAUCUGAGAGCCCAGAAUCUGAUCAGAUUCAGACACAACGAUGGCCGAUAAAGAACAUCGCAGUAGGAAGAAUUUGUCAGUCUGUCUCCUCUGGCCUUCAGACCCAGGAGAGCCCAAUACGACACAGAAAGCGGGGCACUCACGAGGGCAGUGGAAGCAUGGCCGGCAGACGGGUCCUAGCCAGGGUUUCGCCGCGAGGCUGAGUAUAGGAACAAAAACGCAUUCAUCGCAUAGAAACUCGCCACAUUGCAAGGGGACUAUCUCCAGUCGGCACACGUGUCACGCUCGCUCUGAAACUUCUCGUCAACCGCCGCACUGGGACCCGUCGCGUGUCUCGAAACCAGAGGCCUAGAUCAUGGUCAUACACGAUCUCGUUCUCUGCAGCAUACUACGACUUGAGAUGUCAUGUCUUUAUAAGUUCCACAUAGUGGACGGCCGACUCGGAUCAUCAUCAAGUUCAUCGAUCCCAGACGACCACCGCACAUCUGGCGCAGCAGCAGCGAAAGCGUCGUCCAACCAACUGAGCAAUAUAGUACGAUCAAGUCCAUGAAAGGUAUGCGUAAUCGAAGGGAAGAGCUCCUCCAGCUGGGCGCGCAUAGGGGGAACGCAGUGUGUAGUCAUGCGCAGAUAUCUCCGGUGUUUCCUGGAUGGGUUGCAAGACACUGGUCCGUUUCUGGUGACCCCCAUGGAGUGAAAGCAUCGAUUCGAGUUCGAAGAGAGGACCAAAGCGUCGGGGGACUUCGGAGGGACUUGGCUGUAUAAACGGAAAGCGGUGUCGCGCGCGAUAAGAUUCAUGGACUCUCACUGGUGGCGGUGCUUCGGUCUCUCUCUCUCUCUCUCUCUCUCUCACCGCAAUCACUUUGCACCACCACCGGCAUGCCUCGCAACGACUUUCUCCCGGAAGAAGAAGAUCGACUCGUCGAAUACCUGGCCGGGAUCCCGCGCAGCAAGCGCUCAAGCAUGUCCUCCUUUGCGCCGUUGUCCACGCUGUCCUGGGCAAAGCGACACUCGACGGCCUCUUGGCUCCAGCGCUUCCUACGUCUCCGCACUCUCUACGAUGCGCGUAUCGACAGAUUGGUGGCCGAGAACGAGCGCGAGGAUCUGGAGCAUGAGCUAGUACGGCAGGAACUGCUACCGCAACAGGCGAAGGAGGGCGUAGUCGCUUUUGGAGACUCGGUUACGCAAGCUGAAGACGACGCCGAGGCUUACGGCGGUGUGAUGUUGGAGGUAGAGAACCUGCUCAUGGGAGCUAAUGAGUCGUCGCAUGCACAAUCCGCAAAACUAUCUCUGGACCCUGACCCUGACUUCUCUCGAUCAUUCAUGGAGCUGACGAUCGUCGACGACACACUUCCACGGCCGGAUUCGAAUCUCAGGUCCGGUGUUCUCGACAGCUACACCACUGCACCACCUAUCUCACGCUAUGCUAUCUUCUCCGCUCUCCCAUCUUGCGACACGAUCCCUUGCAUACAAAUCGCCGCGAACUUGCUGGCAGACAUCUACGAUGUGGACAUUCAAGUCGUUCUAGACCUCUGGCGCGAGACGUCCAGCAUACGCAAGACCCAACAGCAUCUCUCGGCUCUCAGAGACUGGUCUACGGCCUAGCUUCAUCUUGCUCUCUCUGCUCUUUUCGUGAAUGCUCUGUUUCCGGAUCACUUCGUACACGUGAACUUUGACUUCAAAGCGUGUCAACUCUGGUAUGUCAUCCAAGCAAAAGCGUUCACGCACUCAGCAUACCACCGUCUUCUUCGAUGGAUGCGGUGCUUCCGUCAUAUCUCUACUUUCUCUUCGUGUGCAGUCUAUUGAAGUUGCAACAAGAAGUUGCAACAAGAUUUGCCGCCGAUCUGCUCCGCGUAUGUCUGAGCUGCACUCUAAUGGCAUUGCGCAAGAAUGAUAACUAUGUGUCUUGGCUUCGCCGGUCUUCGCAUGCCAAAGCGUUUCGAUCGGCUUCAAUUAUCACCGUUCUUGGCCGAAUCAGAUAUCAUUUUACAAGUAGAUAAUCGAAUAUCCGUGAACAAAGAC
Mycena citricolor is the source of this 2959-nucleotide messenger RNA. The record is from the annotation of a GenBank genome assembly. Lineage: Eukaryota; Fungi; Basidiomycota; Agaricomycetes; Agaricales; Mycenaceae.